Lichtheimia ornata is the source of this 3117-nucleotide messenger RNA. RefSeq lists its product as uncharacterized. Bases 1 to 3117 code for a protein of 1038 amino acids. Gene Ontology annotation, biological process: iron-sulfur cluster assembly. Lineage: Eukaryota; Fungi; Mucoromycota; Mucoromycetes; Mucorales; Lichtheimiaceae. The transcript is spliced from 23 exons. The record is from RefSeq and is a predicted model, not a curated record. Gene Ontology annotation, cellular component: cytosolic [4Fe-4S] assembly targeting complex.
AUGAACAAUAACUGUCAAGAGCUCAUUUCGCAAUGGCUUUGCUCAUCGCGUCAACAAGUCGAUCCUCCGUUACUAGCACAAGUUCUCUUAUAUAUCACAAAAGAUCCUGCAGCAUUACCACAAGUGAUCGACUUUAUCGAAUCAGCAUGGCAUGAAAAAGAUCAUUACAAAUGUGUCGAUCUCCUGACACAAAUGACAGUUCACGGAUCCUCGGGAUUGCAGCCCAGCUCGGUGGAUAUGCUCGUCAAGUUUAUUUGCAAUCAUCUCGCCGAUAAUAAUCACGACGCUCCUGCCAUGGGUCGAUUCGUUGAUAUGAUUUAUGCCCUGGUAUCCAUGACUGAACAUACACGUGGACAUCAUGCCGUUCAAUUAUGCGAGGUGAUCUUUGCCCAUGUGCGUUCCCAAUCGCUGCAUCGAGAUACAAGAUACAAGUUAUUGUUGACCAUGGACAAGAUAUUACAUGAGCAUGUAUAUUACUUGAGGUUGGCCGACUAUGAUUUUGUGGCAGGCUUUAUUACAUUGAUCGAUGGAGAAAAGGAUCCACGGAAUUUGCUGCAGGUGUUCUCAUUAGUAAAAGUGGUCAUUAGCAACUUUGAUAUCUCUUUACAUGUCGAGGACCUAUUUGAUUCUAUAUUUUGUUACUUUCCUAUCUCGUUUACGCCACCACCAAAUGACCCCUAUGGUAUCAGCACACAACAACUCAAGAAUGCAUUAAGGGAAGCACUUGGAUCCACGCCUUACUUUGCCAACUUUGCAACGCCCCUCUUGAUCGAAAAAGUCAUGACAGCAACAGGGAGUGCCAAGAGUGAUGCGAUCGAAACCAUUGGUCUGUGCGCACCAGCUUACGGUGCCCAUGCAUUGCUGCCACACGCUAAUGAUCUAUUCAAGGCAUUAUCUACCGAAGUGUGUGUAGCAAGAUCACCCGCCAUGGAAGAAAUCUCUCUUUCAACAAUCCGUAGCGUGGUGGGUGCACUGGCAAGUGGUAUUUGUAUUGCUGAUAUACGUGAAUCGGUGGAACAAGCCCUACGAUCAUUACUUGAUCCAUGCAUUGCACAGCUUGAACAACCUGAAUUGAAGAAUGCUAAAUCAGCUGCUCAUAUCUUGUGCGCUGCAGCAUCGGCAGCAGAUCCAAGCUGCUCAUGCAUCGUACACAGCAUCGCUCCUAUGCUUACACGUCUUUUUCGACCCACCGAUUCCCCAGUGCGAUUAAAAGCUAUCCUCGACGUCUUCAACAGCAUGCUUCAAAGUCAUAAUAGAUUCUACUCCUCAUCUUCAUCGGCAUUAUCGAAUGAACAUCAAGAUACCAUGCAAUCACCACUGUACGCAUACAAGGCACAUCUUGUGGAUGCAUUCCUGAAUUCGGUUUACAACAAUGACGAUGGCGUACGGCUAACAGCAUUGGAAGGUUUGCAGCAGAUGAUAUCCUUGAAGCAGUUUUUGUCGCAAGAAGAGCUUCACGUAUUCAUCAAGCAGCUUGUGGAUCUCUAUUUGAGGGAGAGCAAUGAUAAAAUCAGCAACCUCGUUCUUGAGAUCUUUUCGGCAACAUCAAGGAUAUCACCAGCAAUCGCCGAGCAAUACAUCCUACCAUUCUUUAUCGAUCAUACCAUGUCUUCUGCAAGCCAUAGCCAGUCAUUUGGAAAACCACUCCACGUCAUCGACGUAUUUGCCAGCCAGCCCUACUUGUCACGUGUCAUCAUCCCAUCUCUCUUUACAAAGUUGCAUCACCUCCUUUUACAACACCAACGUGCUGAGAAUGAUGACAACCUUGCCCAUGCCCUAUGUCGAAGUAUCCUCAAUGCAUUAAAGUUAUCGAGCAAACACGCUGAGAUCAUGGAAGCCGCACAACUGCAAGUGUAUCCUUUCAUUUUAGCGGAGUGCGUAAAGGCAAGCCUUCGACUACCUAACAGCUGGAGGACCGAUAAGACGCUUUUGGAUCUUUUAGCUCUUAUACAAGCAACCAUAUUGCGUGGAUCAUCGAUUAGCUUCCAAGAGAUGGCAUUGAAUCAAGCUUAUCGGUUAUUUCUCGAUGGUGAUCUUUCAACUAUCAACCCGCAGCUUGGGAAUACAAACAUAGCCCAACACUUUGGAUUAUGGAAUGGCUCCAAUGUGACGGAGGACAUGGAUAUAUCGGUGCUAUUCCCGGCCAUUGUGGGUAAUUGCAGGAAAGAGGCAAAAUCACCCAUUCAAGAUUGCCUUGCCUUGCUCCAACAACUUGGUGAUCUUUUGAUUGAUUCAAGAAGCAAUAUGAUUGUUACGCAAAAGAUGGCGUUGGUGAGGACGAUUGCAUCGAUUGCCAACAAGUGCAGUAAUCCGCAAAUGCCAGACACGAUCAAAUUUUAUGCUCAAUCUCGGCUGGUUCCCUUAUUGCAGAAUAUGUCUUAUCCUAGUAAAAGUCGCUUGGAUGCUUGUCUACUCACUGUUUGGCUUGCAAAAGCACUAUUGAUACGUGGUCAAGCUGCUGGGAUGGAUAUGCUGAAUACGAUUAUGGACAUGCUAAGCAUACCGGAGCCAUUGGCUUUGGAUGUUGCCGAAAGCUUUACUGUACUUUUACAAGACGAUGAGCUCGUACUUACGAGAGCAUCUUUUGCAAAUGUGUCGAUCCUAUACAAGCAACGCAUUUUCUACCAUUGCAUACCAGUGCUUAUUUCUCGAGCAGAAUCUACGCCGAAUGAAGGCAUGCGGUACAGCCAUCUCUGUGCAUUUUCAUACAUCAUUAUCAAUCUCCCUAUUCAAGUCAUCACCAACGAAGUACACAAAUUCAUUGGCGGAUUUAUUGCAUCCCUUAAAAUAAUGACGUUAUCCGACCUCCUCAUAUCGUUGCUCCAUGUCGCCGAAAAGAUAGUCCCUGGUGCUAUAGGCGAGCUCACACCUGAGCAUUUACAUAAUCUUGUGGAAGCACUUUUGACAUUGGGAACUUACAACCAUCACAUGAUUGUUCGCAUUGCAGCAUUACAAGCAUUAAGUGCACUGACGACGACUCGUCAUGACGGCACACUCCUCCAUACAAUGGCACCAAGGGUGAUACGGCAAUUGGCAAUCGCACUCGAUGAUAAGAAGCGGCAAGUACGAAGGGUAGCAGUGACCUGUCGAGCGAAUUGGUUUGCCCUGAUACAAUAA